Messenger RNA from Protobothrops mucrosquamatus (brown spotted pit viper), 1610 nucleotides. It is a transcript of the gene PI4K2A, whose product is annotated as phosphatidylinositol 4-kinase type 2 alpha. Lineage: Eukaryota; Metazoa; Chordata; Lepidosauria; Squamata; Viperidae. The coding region runs from base 1 to 1452 and encodes 483 amino acids. The transcript has 9 exons. Gene Ontology annotation, biological process: endosome organization; Golgi organization; phosphatidylinositol phosphate biosynthetic process. The record is from RefSeq and is a predicted model, not a curated record. Gene Ontology annotation, cellular component: trans-Golgi network; endosome; plasma membrane. Gene Ontology annotation, molecular function: 1-phosphatidylinositol 4-kinase activity.
AUGGAUGAAACGAGCCCGCUGGUAUCUCCAGAGCGCGGUCCGGCCCCGGGGUAUGGGCUGCCUGGGGGUGCCGUGCGCUCCCCGCCUUGCCCCGCUGCCUCUAGUACUCCCGCUGGACCGUGUCCCUGUCCCUCCCCACCGGGAUCCCCCGCAGGUGGCCGCGACCGGGAGCGCCAGCCGCUGUUGGAUCGGGGUGGUGGUGCGGAGCGUGGAGCCACGCGGGGCACUGUAGCAGUAGCCGGGGCGACCCAGACUCAGGCUCCAGUGGGGGUCGGAGUAGGGAUCGCCGCGGGUCGAAGUGAACGGGAGCACCGGAAUGAAUUUCCCGAUGACCCAGAAUUCGCCGAGGUAGUGCGACUGGCAGAGCUGGCGAGCGAACGCGGAAUCUACCCUGAGCGCAUCUACCAAGGUUCUAGCGGCAGCUAUUUCGUCAAGGAUCCGCAGGGGAAAAUUAUUGGUGUGUUCAAACCGAAGAAUGAAGAACCGUAUGGGCAUCUAAACCCAAAGUGGACAAAAUGGCUGCAAAAACUUUGCUGUCCCUGCUGUUUUGGAAGAGAUUGUCUUGUUCUCAACCAAGGAUAUCUGUCUGAAGCUGGUGCAAGUCUUGUUGAUCAAAAGCUGGAACUGAACAUUGUACCUCGCACAAAGGUGGUGGACUUGGCUAGUGAAACAUUUAACUACAGUGCCAUUGACAGAGUGAAGUCUCGGGGCAAGCGUCUGGCCUUGGAAAAAGUGCCCAAGGUUGGGCAGAGGUUUCAUCGAAUUGGUCUUCCACCAAAGGUGGGUUCCUUCCAGCUUUUUGUGGAAGGCUAUAAGGAUGCAGAUUACUGGUUGCGGCGCUUUGAAUCUGAGCCUCUUCCAGAAAAGAGUAACCAUCAAUUGUUGCUACAGUUUGAGAGAUUGGUGGUGCUGGACUAUAUUAUACGCAAUACUGAUAGGGGUAAUGACAACUGGCUGAUCAAAUGUGAUUGCCCCCUGGACAGUACAAGUAUGCAGGACUCAGAAUGGGUUGUAGUAAAGGAGCCUGUAAUUAAACUGGCAGCCAUUGACAAUGGUUUGGCUUUCCCUCUUAAGCAUCCAGACUCUUGGAGAGCAUAUCCUUUCUAUUGGGCAUGGCUGCCACAGGCCAAAGUGCCAUUCUCUCAAGAAAUCAAGGAUCUUAUCCUGCCAAAGAUUUCAGACCCUAAUUUUGUCAAGGAUCUAGAAGAAGAUCUCUAUGAACUCUUCAAGAAAGAUCCAGGUUUUGACCGAGGCCAAUUUCAUAAGCAGAUUGCAGUAAUGCGUGGUCAGAUCCUGAACUUGAUGCAAGCCCUGAAAGAUGGAAAGAGCCCUCUUAACUUGGUCCAGAUGCCUCCUGUUAUUGUAGAGACUGCUCGCUCCCAUCAGCGCUCUGCCAGUGAAUCAUAUACACAAAGCUUCCAGAGCCGCAGGCCCUUCUUUACCUGGUGGUAGCAGUUGCCUUUAUUCUCAGUGAAGAACUUGAGAGGGGGCAUCGUUUGAGAGCAAGCAAUCAACCCUCCAGACUGAGGUUGCCUGCUGUAGAUGAUCAGGAAUGUAAGCAGGGUCAGUCUCAACUCUGCACGUUCCCAGUGAGAAACGAGGGAUGUUCA